AUGUCCGCCUCACAAAAGGCAGUAUUCGUCAGCCAAGUUGGCAAGCCCCUUGAAUUAGGAAGCAGGCCAAUACCUUCACCGCAGCCUGGAGAAGUUCUGGUCAAAGUUUCCGUAUGCAUGCUUUUACCUCACGACGCCUAUUCCAGAGACCUCGGACUGUUCACCAAGGGCAAUCUUCCAUUCGUUCCAGCCUCCAAUGUAGCUGGAAUCAUCAGCCGAAUCGGAUCAGCAAAUACUUGCUUCCGAGAAGGAGAUCGAGUUUUCGGCUACUCAAUAUCCCGAGGCACAGUUCCCGGGACGGAUCAGGGCGGCCUGCAGGAGUAUGCAAUUCUCGACGUCGACUCUAUUGGCAAGAUUCCGGUGGAUUGCACCGACGAGCAAGCCGUGACUCUGCCGACGAACCUCGUCACUGCAUGGCAAGUGCUGUUUACCCAUACUGGCUUCGCUUUGCCGAGUCCAAUCGCGCGGGAGGAGAAGGGACCCAAUCUCGCAACCGAAAUGGUCUUGAUCCUAGGAGCCGGUUCCAAUAUCAGCAAGUUUGCGGUUCAACUUGCGCGAAUGGCGGGAAUCGGUACCAUUAUCGCUGUGGCAGGUCCAUCAAACCAGCAGGAUCUCCUGAAGAUGGGCGCGACUCACUUCCUCGACCGCCAUUUACCGAAGGAAAAGCUGAUCUCGAACAUCCACCUGCUUGCUGGAAGAGACAACCUGCGGCUUGCAUUCGAUACCUACAGCCCAGCAUUCGACUUGGCUGUCGGUCUUCUCCCUGAGACGAAAUCCAGCAUCUUUCGAACGACGCAGCCCAUGUCUGCAGACCAGAAGAAGCUUUUCGAAGAAUCAAGACCACUUUGCGAUGCGGCCUUCGUUGAAGGGACCAACGCGAGCCUUAGGCCACAUGCUUCAGCGUUCUGGAAGGCUGUUCCCAGAUGGCUGGCUGAAGGGAAGCUCUCACCCACCGACUAUCGGGUCAUUGAAGGAUUGAACAACGUUGAGGAGAUCAACAGCGUGCUAGAUGGGUAUUGUUCUGGCUCGUCAGGUCCGCAAGUAGUCGUUCGCAUUUGA
Zasmidium cellare ATCC 36951 is the source of this 1059-nucleotide messenger RNA. RefSeq lists its product as uncharacterized. Gene Ontology annotation, molecular function: oxidoreductase activity, acting on NAD(P)H. Bases 1 to 1059 code for a protein of 352 amino acids. The transcript is spliced from 2 exons. Lineage: Eukaryota; Fungi; Ascomycota; Dothideomycetes; Mycosphaerellales; Mycosphaerellaceae. The record is from RefSeq and is a predicted model, not a curated record.